This is a messenger RNA of Zasmidium cellare ATCC 36951, 531 nucleotides long. RefSeq lists its product as uncharacterized. The record is from RefSeq and is a predicted model, not a curated record. The coding region runs from base 1 to 531 and encodes 176 amino acids. NCBI's taxonomy places the organism in Eukaryota, Fungi, Ascomycota, Dothideomycetes, Mycosphaerellales, Mycosphaerellaceae. The transcript has a single exon.
AUGGCCUCUACCACCACAUCCCGUCUCCUUGGCCUGCCGCCUGAGUUAAGAAACCGCAUCUACGAGUUCGUGUUCGAGGACAGCGAGGUCACCAUCCGUGCGCAUCGCAAUGGCAUACCAUGCUGCACAUACGAACCGCCGUCCCUCGGCAUCUUGAUGACCUGUCGCCAAACGUACCGCGAGGCAACCGACAUCUUCUACAGCGUCACCACGUUCUACUUCACCUGGCGUAUGGCGCUUGUCGAGUUCUUGAGAUCGCUGCCGCCUCGACACGCGCGCAUGGUCUCUACAAUUCGCUUCGACACCAUCGCAAGACUUGAAGUCUUCAAGUCGACAGGCACGGGUAUUGCAGUAGCUGCUCAAUAUGAUGUCUUUACGGCACGCACCAGCUUGAAGGCAUUCGCCUGUCCGAUUCCAGCGUCCAUCCAGUCAAACGUCGCCGACUUCAGUCGGUCGUCCGGACACGCCAAGUGGACCUCGACACCUUGGAUGACAUUUGCGGAGCUCUAUGUGCAAUUCCCAAGUGAAUAG